Molecule: messenger RNA, 2686 nt
Organism: Elaeis guineensis (African oil palm)
Lineage: Eukaryota; Viridiplantae; Streptophyta; Magnoliopsida; Arecales; Arecaceae
Product: pentatricopeptide repeat-containing protein At3g53360, mitochondrial
Biological process (GO): RNA modification
Molecular function (GO): protein binding; RNA binding
Source: RefSeq, a predicted model, not a curated record
CUCCCAAAUCCACUCAAAGCCUGAAAAUAUGAUAACCAGAUUCAGAAGACACCAACGGAUAUAUUUCUGCACUUCUUCCCGCCCCACGUCGGCUCCUCUAAACAUCUCGUCCCCCAACUUUGUAACCCAGCAGUGCAACAACGACUUCAUCAGUAGCCUCUGCCGGCAGAAGCGCUUCCGAGAAGCACUCCAAGCCUUCCAUUCCCUCCGUGUCCAGAAGCCUAAUUUCCAGCUCCAUCCCAGUACCUACGCCCACCUCUUCCUCGCCUGCUCCCACCUCAAAUCCCUCCAUCACGGCCGCCUCGUCUACCACCACCUCACCAACUCCGGCGUGCCUGCCGACGUGAUCCUCCGCAACCACAUUAUCAACAUGUAUGGCAAAUGCGGGUCCUUGGAUGAAGCCCGGCAGCUGUUCGAUGUAAUGCCCGAAAGGAAUCUCGUCUCCUGGACCUCGAUGAUUUCUGGGUACUCGCAGAAUCACCUGGAGUGGGAGGCGGUGGAGCUGUAUAUCGAGAUGCUUCGCUCGGGGCUAGCCCCGGAUCAGUUUGCCCUGGGAAGCGUGGUGAAAGCGUGCUCCGGUUUGUCUGACGUCGAGCUGGGAAAGCAGCUGCAUUGCCAUGCAGUAAAAUCAGAUCAUGGUGCUGCUCGGAUUGUUCAGAAUGCGCUCAUCACCAUGUACUCAAAGUCUGAAAGGAUCGAAAAUGCUUCUGUUGUGUUUGAAAGGAUAGCAGAAAAGGAUCUGAUUUCUUGGGGUUCUAUGAUUGCUGGUUUUGGUCAACAGGGGUGUGAAUUGGAAGCUUUGCACCUUUUCAAGGAAAUGCUCCAUAUGGGUGUGCACAGGCCAAAUGAGUUUCUAUUUGGUAGUGCAUUUAGCGCCUGCGGUAGUAUAUUGCAGUCUGGGUUAGGAGAACAAUUGCAUGGCCUCUCUAUUAAGUUUGGUUUGGAAAACGACACAUUUGCUGGGUGUUCAUUGAGUGACAUGUAUGCGAGGUGUGGAAGGUUAGAUUGUGCGAAGAAAGCAUUUUAUGCCAUAGAUAUGCCAGAUUUAGUCUGUUGGAACUCAAUAAUAAAUGCUUUUUCUUGUGUUGGUCUUACCAACGAAUCCAUGCUAUUUUUUUCUGAGAUGAGGGAUUUUGGAUUACAGCCUGAUGAUAUCACUGCACGAUGCUUGCUUUGUGCAUGCACAGGCUCCGACUCUUUGCGCCAAGGCCAAUUGGUACAUUCCUAUGUUUUAAAAAUAGGUUUGGAUUCAAAUAUUGCUGUCCAGAACACUCUACUUAUGAUGUACUCGAAGUGUUCAGAUGUCUCUACUGCAUUGGGCCUUUUUAAUGAGAUGAAUGAUUGGGAUCUUGUUUCUUGGAACACGAUUCUUACUGCAUGUCUGCAGCACCAGCAGUCUGAAGAGGUAUUUCAUUUGUUAAAACUGAUGAGAAGUUUAAACAGCAAGUUGGAUCGGAUAACCUUAAAUACACUAUUGAGUGCUUGUGCUGACUUGGGUUAUCUAGAAAUGGGGAAUCAGGUUCAUGCCUAUGCCUUGAAGGUUGGAUUGGAGGCUGAUGUCAUGGUCAGGAAUGGUCUAAUUGACACUUAUGCGAAAUGUGGAAGCUUAGAUGAUGCAAAAGAGUUAUUUGACUGGAUGGGCAAUAACCGUGAUGUGUUCUCGUGGAGCAGUUUAAUUGUCGGGUAUGCUCAGUUUGGAUAUGCAAAAGAAUCUCUUAAACUGUUUGCAUGUAUGCAGAGUCUGGGCAUUAGGCCAAAUCAUGUUACCUUUGUAGGGGUUCUUACAGCCUGUAGCCGUGUUGGAUUGGUAGAUGAAGGGUGUUAUUACUACAGUAUUAUGAAAGUUGAACAUGGCAUCACACCAACGAGAGAGCAUUGCUCAUGUGUGGUGGAUUUGCUUGCCCGUGCUGGCAGAUUGAGUGAGGCUGAAACAUUUAUUGAUCAGAUGCCAUUUGAACCUGAUGUUGUAAUGUGGAAGACUUUGCUUGCUGCAUGCAGGAUGUACCAUAAUGUCGAGAUUGGAAAGAGAGCAGCAGAAGAAAUAUUAAAGAUGGAUCCUUCAAAUUCUGCGGCUUAUGUCUUGUUGUGCAACAUUUAUGCUUCCUCAGGCCAUUGGGAUGACUUUGCAAUGUUAAGGAAGUUGAUGAAAAGCAGUGGUGUGAGGAAGGUUCCUGGAAAGAGCUGGAUUAAGGUAAGGGGAGAGGUCAGUGUCUUCAUAGUAGAAGACAGGUCUCACCUGGAGUCUGAAGCUAUAUAUGUCAUGCUAAAAUUGUUGGGGUUUGAGAUGAGGGAAGCUGGCUAUGCACCGAAAGCAUCAAUAUGACAUGAUUGACCUGAACCAUGCUAGAGUCAAUGCUCCUCACCAAAACUAUUUAUCAGCAGCAAGACUUUAAUGAAGCAGAGGCUUUUGCUUGCAGAUAUUUCAAGGAGCGGUAAUCAUCAACCGAGUUCUUGGAGAACAUGAACCUUGAUAAAUAUCACCUUUGCUCACAUUUGUUCAUGUCAGCCAUACUGCCAUUAAAAUGCUAGACUGACUGCUAAGGGAGAACCAGCAAAAGUGUUGAACUACUUGCUGGUAACACUAUACCAUUUAUGCUUUCAUUUUCUCAGUUAUUACUUUGUGGUAACACAAUCAUUCUUUAUUAAUCAAAAGCAGGAAGUGGCACUUCCUGAUCAUUUGUACACA